GCUUUCCACCUCCUCUCUUCACUCCCACUCGCCGAUCGAUCUCGCCUGUCAGCUGCACUUGGAGAAGCCACUUGGAGAAAUGGCGCGCAGCAGAGCCUUGUUGCACCUGGCGGCCUUCGCCGCCGCGGCGUGCCUCCUCGCCACGGCGACCGCAGACUGGAUCGCCGGCUCGGCCACAUUCUACGGCGGGAGCGACGCCUCCGGCACCAUGGGCGGCGCGUGUGGGUACGGCAACCUGUACUCGACGGGGUACGGGACGAACACGGCGGCGCUGAGCCCGGCGCUCUUCAACGACGGCGCGGCGUGCGGGGAGUGCUACCAGGUGACGUGCGACCAGUCGAGCUCGUCGUCGUGCAAGCAGGGGGUGAUCGUGACCGUCACGGCCACCAACCUCUGCCCGGCGGACUACUCCAAACCCAACAACAACGGCGGCUGGUGCAACCCACCGCGGAGGCACAUGGACAUGGCGCAGCCGGCGUGGGAGAAGAUCGGGGUCUACCGCGCGGGCAUCAUCCCCAUGAAGUACCAGCGUGUGCCCUGCUCCAGGUCGGGCGGCGUGCGGUUCACCAUCAACGGCAACAGCUACUUCGAGCUGGUGCUGAUCACGAACGUCGGCGGCGCCGGCUCGAUCUCGUCGGUGCAGAUCAAGGGGUCCAAAACCGGGUGGAUGGCCAUGGCCAGGAACUGGGGCGCAAACUGGCAGUCGGGGAGCUACCUCAACGGCCAGGCCAUCUCCUUCACCGUCACCCUCACCAAUGGCCAGAAGCUCACCUUCCAGGACUGCGCGCCCUCCAACUGGGGGUUCGGACAGACAUUCACCACCGGCGCGCAGUUCUACUAGCGACGACCGCCGCCGGCCGGCUCACGUUGCUGGCCGGCCAGUGUCGGGUCGCCUCUACUAUUUCAGUUUCUCUUUCAUUUCACAUUUGGGAUAUAUAGCUUCAUUCUGAUGCAUGGUAGGACUAGGGAUUGGCUAGGUGCCGUAGUAGGGUGGUUUGCAUGGCUGAGGUGGGUGCUUGGACGGGUUCGCCUCGCCCGCCCGGCCGGACUGAUCUAUUGCCCGCCGUGCCUGCCGCCUUGCGAUGUUCCACCAUCGAUCCGAUCUAAUGCCGCAUGCGAGCAAGUGUACUGCAUGUUGACCGAAUCACCAUCUUAUUAAUAGAAUGAGCUCUAGUAGAAUGAAAAUGGCUAUGCAUAUGGCUCUGUCCUGUGCACA
Lolium perenne is the source of this 1216-nucleotide messenger RNA. Its product is annotated as expansin-A12. Gene Ontology annotation, cellular component: extracellular region. Gene Ontology annotation, biological process: plant-type cell wall organization. The record is from RefSeq and is a predicted model, not a curated record. NCBI's taxonomy places the organism in Eukaryota, Viridiplantae, Streptophyta, Magnoliopsida, Poales, Poaceae.